AUGGGCGAGGCCUCCGCCGCGGGCGGCGCGGACGCGGGGCGCGAGCGCGACGGCCGCAGCCACACGCGGGACCGCCGCGAGGGCGGCCGCAGCAGGACGCGGGACCGCCGCGAGGACGACCGCCGGGACGACGACCGGCGGGACCGCGACCGGGACAGGGAGCGGCGGGAGGACCGCCAGGAGGACGACCGCCGCGACGGCGACCGCCGGGAGGAGGACCGCCGCGACGGCGACCGCCGCGACGGCGACCGCCGGGAGGAGGACCGCCGGGACGGCGACCGCCGUGACGGUGACCGCCGCGACGACGACCGCCGGGACAGGGACCGCCGCGACGACAUCCGCCGGGACGACGACAGGCGGGACCGGGACCAGCGAGACGACGACCGCCGGCGGGACGACCGCAGCAUCAGUCGGAAGGACGACAUUCCGCGGAAGGGGGGCAAGGGCGGCAAGGGCAAGGGCGGCAAGUUCGACAGGCGCCCCGACGAGCCGGGCAAGCUGUUCCUAGGCGGGCUCGACUCCAGGGUCGAGGAGGAGGACAUUCGGAGGAAGUUCGACAGAUUUGGCGAGGUCGUCCAGGUCCAGAUCGUCAAGGACCGGGAGACGGGCAUGCCGAGGGGCUUCGGCUUCCUCAAGUUCGCAGACCCGAGCAGCGCGGACAAGGCGCUGAGGGAGAUGGACAACGUCGAGAUCCAGGGCCGCCGCGUGCGCAUCAACCGUGCCACGCAGAAUGCCAACCGGCAGCAGGACCGCGACGGCCACCAGGACAGGGACGGCGGCAGGGGCUACGCGGACCGCCGCGACCACGACCGCGGCGGCGACCGCCGGGACCACGGCAGGGACCGGGACCGCGGAGGUGGCGACAGGGACCAGGAGUACGAGCCCGACAAGGUCUUUGUCGGCCACCUGUCCCGCGACGCCACGGAGGAGGACAUCAGGGACGUGUUCGGCAAAAUCGGCAAGGUCGUCCAGGUCCAGCUAGUCAAGGACCACGUGACGCACGAAAGCCGGGGGUUCGCGUUCGUCAAGUUUGCGGAUGCCCGCGACGCGGACGACGCGCUGCGCAAGCUGGACGGCGCCAAGGUGGCCGACCGGCCUUGCCGGCUGGAGCGGGUCAGGACCAAGGACGGCCGCGGCGGCGGCAGGAGCCGCUCCCGCACGCCCAUUGAGGUGCGCAGGCGCCAGCACGUCGACAUGCGGCAGCGGGAUCAGGACCGCAGCUCCAGCAGGUCGCAGGACCGCCGCGACCGGCGCGCUGCGGAGCCACAGCCAGAGGGAGGCCGCGGCGGGGGCGACGGCCGCCGACAGGAGCACCGGCCGGGCGACCCGCGGCACAGCAGCGCGCCGAGCGGUUCUUCUGGCCUGACCUGGCCGUCCUCGUUCGAUCCCACGGCGCGCCCACGGCCGAUCCACACUUACUUCUUUGCCGCCAUGGCGCCCCUCGGCCUCACGGCCGCGCUGCUCUCGCUCGGCCCCCCCGCGGCCGACGCGCUGUCUCUGCAGGCCCGCGCGGGCUGCGGGGCCGCCUCCAUGGACUUCCCCGCUUUCGUGGACAGGUACGGUCGCUCCUACCAGGCUGGCACGGAGGAGUACGCUAUGCGCCAGGGGGUCUUUGAUCGGCGGGUCGAGCGGAUCUCGAGCCACAACUGCGACCCAAUGGGCCUCCACACCGCCGAGAUCAAUCACCUCAGCGACUGGACUCCAGAGGAGCUGGCCAAGCUCCGGGGCCACAAGUCCCGCCGGGGCCAGGGGCCCGUGGGGCUCGGCCAGACCACGGUGCUGCUGGCGAAGCGGGGCCAGGGCAAGGAGCAGCCAGUCCCGACGGACUUCUCCUGGGGCCACCUGGCCGCCAUCAAGGCCAACAGCAGCGAGCAGGGCUCGUGCGGCAGCUGCUGGGCGCACGCUUCCCGGCUCGCCAUGCAGUCCCGAGCCGAGGUCAAGGGGCUGACGAGCAUCGGGUGGUCGGCCCACCAGCUCAUCGCGUGCACGCCGAACCCGAAGAGUUGUGGCGGCGAGGGCGGCUGCGAAGGAGCCACCGCCGAGCUCGCGUACGAGUACGUUCUGAACAAGGGCCUUCUGCAGGAGUCCGAAUACAUCGCCAAGGCUGGGGACGACCAGCACGCGAAAUGUCCCACAGAACUGGGAGUGUCCACCGAAGUGGCCACCAGGGGUAUCGUCGGCGCUGACGGCAGCGAGGCGCACCAUGGAAAAGCAAAGAUGGCUGGCCGCGCCCUCGGACUUAUCGGAUGGACGAAAUUGCCCGAGAACAAGGAGGAUGCGAUCGUGCGGGAGUUGAUGACCAAUGGUCCGCUGUACGUCGCGGUGGCCGCUGGCGACGGCUGGUUCGACUACAGCACUGGCGUCAUGACGGAGGACUCGUGCGACCAUGACUUCGUCGUGAACCACGCGGUGGUCCUCUUCGCCUGGGGCGUCAAGCAGAAGACGGUGCGCGGCCCGGUCAAGUACUGGCAGAUAAAGAAUAGUUGGGGCCCGCAGUGGGGAGAGAACGGCACGGGCCGCUUCAUCCGGACGGACAACGAGGAGAAGGUGUGCGGCUGGGACGAGAACCCCCAGGAGGGCUCGGGCUGCGACGGCGGCCCCGACAGGGUGUGGGUCUGCGGCACCUGCGGCAUCCUCUACGACGUCGUGGCUCCGCACUUCUGA
Molecule: messenger RNA, 2664 nt
Organism: Prorocentrum cordatum
Lineage: Eukaryota; Dinophyceae; Prorocentrales; Prorocentraceae
Source: the annotation of a GenBank genome assembly